Messenger RNA from Cylas formicarius (sweet potato weevil), 2476 nucleotides. RefSeq lists its product as uncharacterized. Lineage: Eukaryota; Metazoa; Arthropoda; Insecta; Coleoptera; Brentidae. The coding region runs from base 281 to 2242 and encodes 653 amino acids. The record is from RefSeq and is a predicted model, not a curated record. The transcript is spliced from 4 exons.
GCCAGAAAUAGCUAGCCGCGACGCCGAUAACGGCCUUGUACGGCUAGUUGCACGUUGCUUGCCUUCUGGCUUUUUCGGCAUUUCCCAAGUUUAUAGACAAUAAUUGGCUACCGACUUGAAUAGAGUUUCACGUCUUUAAAAUCGCGGGCUCGAGUUGUUUUUUUUUUAUUAAGCCUUCCGGUUAUACGUGGUGUUUUUAUUCGUUGGACUUCCUGUAUGUCGCACGAAGAAUUACAAGAUAUUUGUGUAUAUUAAGUUUACACAAUUCUGCGAGGAUAACAUGCACGAGAAACAUUUUACCAUGCAAUCGGAAGAAGUCGAUGAAGCAGUUAGCUGUGCUGACCUAUCGUUGUCCGAUAAAAUGACUUUUUCGAAGACUGUUGCAUUUGUCCGUUCCCAAGAGCCGAACGACACAUUAACUGAUGUCGACCAAUUUUGCGACGAUUCCAUUAAACUAGAAGACAUAAAUUUAGAAGACGAAAUCGAAAAGGUUGAGGUAACUUCGGAAGAAUCGUCCUCGAUUUCCGAAGAAGAAAAAAUAGGCGAAAAUCCGGAUUUAAAAUCGUCGCGCAUAUUUUCCGGUAUACCGGAAGAAAAUCCCAGCGAGACUGUAAAAAAUUGGCUGCAAAAAAUCACCGAAAUUCAAAAUGAGUUCCAAAAGAAAACGGUCAAUCAGCCGGGUAGCGUUAACGGUACCAACGCGGUUCCCAACAGAGUAGUUCAGUUUCAAGAUUUACCUUACAUGGGUGAAAUAACAUUGGAGAACUCGAAACCCAGACGGGGAAGGAAACCAAAAAAGGCCGAUAUUUGUCAUUUGAUCUACAAAAACUACGGCACGAUUUUUCCCGGCACGCCCAACGCAAACAGUUAUUUGGAAAAGGAGUGCCAGACAAGGAAAAGUAACAUUUCGGACAGGGAACAAGACAUCGCGCCCAAGAACGACGUUCAAAAUAAAAUUAUUAGCAGCCUACUUGAAAAAAGACUGACGCAGGAAAAUAAAAAACCUACGGUUAAAUCCAAAGCAGAUCAAAAUGAACCACUCAACUUAUGUAUACGAGAUCUAAAUCAACUCAAAAUUCGCUUGCUCAAGAAGAAAGACAACACUUACACUUCGAAAAUUAAGUCUGAACCACAGUCUGAUGACGAUGUCGAAUUUCCACACGAACCGCCGUCGCCUUCGAUCAGCGCGAAAACGCUGACGUCAAUGACCCCCGAGAGUUUGUCUACUUCAAGCCCAGAGACUCCUCCAGAUGGGAUGACUGGACCGGGAGGCUACGUAUACUGGCCCAACGCGGGCGUAUUCUUACAUCCGAUGGCUUUACAGCAGCAAUUGUUGAUGUAUCAAAGACUCGCCAACAAUAUGAAUUAUACUUUACCUAGCCACAGUCCGAGACCGCCUCCCUUCGAGAGUAAGGCGGACCAUAGUGACGUAAAGAAAAUAGUACCGAAUAUAGCAAAGACAGUCGACACUGAUACUUCUCCGCAAGACGUGAAAAUCAAAAGGAACUCAAGUGCGUCGUGCAACGAUCGCAGACCCGCCAAACGGAAACGUUCGGCCAUCUUUAUCCCGCCCAUACCCCCCGAAAACAACAGCAAUCCGGCGACGGAAGUGAGCAUUUGCAAAUUUAAAUUCACCGGUGGAGCUAAACCCAGCCUGCAAGAGAAAAAAAUGCUCUCUGUGGACUCUGGCGGUAAUUUUCGCUACUACAGCGGCACUGGGGACAAGAGCAUGAGGGGUUACGAAUUUUUUCCGCGAGAGACGCUGCAGCAGCAGGUGAGCAACGGUCAGGGCUCCAGUACGGGUGCCUUUUUGCAAGCUAGCGGGGAGAAAAUUUAUCCGAUGCCACCCGCCGAAAUUGCCGUUCCUUCAGAUUUUCUUCUAACACCAGAAUUGCCCGGGUCAAGUUUGGUGAUUAAUACCGACUCAAGUAACGCCAAGAACAAAAAGAGAAAAUCCAGAAAGUCGCUCCAAAGGGAAAAGCUAGAGAAAACUUUCAAGGAGAAAGGAUUUCUGAUACAGACGCAGCAGCUCGAGUCGGCUGAAGGCGCCACCUAUUGCAAGUUCCGGCAAUUGAGGAAAUUUACGAGAUAUUUGUUCAGAUCUUGGAAGGAUUACCUGCCGGGUAACGUGAGGGAUUUGCAAGAGAACGAUAGAAAUCCCGCCAAUGAACUUCCCAUCGAGACUAUCGACAAUGCGUCAGUGAUAUCGUGUGAAUUGCCUAGCAGUUCUUCAGCUACCUAGUGAAAUGCAUAGUUUCUCCUUUGCUCUCCUACUAUUUAACAACGUCAUUUUUUCGAAUGCAUAUUUUACGAUUUAACCAAAGAUAUUACUUUGUGAGAAAUAAGACAAUACUCGUGACAGGGUGGCAAACGUGGUGCUAAAAUCGUAAUCGUAAUGUAACGUUUUUCUUCGUCUAAUCUAGUCCUUGGAUAAGAAUUUAAAGUACCGUGUACUCUAAAAUGUUUUUGUUGUUAA